UAUUCUGAAACUGCAUGAGAAUUGGAGGGGGGGGGAAUCAUUGUGCAAUCCUCUUUUAACCUACUGAUCACAGUACUAUGUUACAAAUCCAGGUGCUUUUUGAAGAAUCACUUUGUCAUAUACAGGGUUCACUGAUCACCCAGACCUGCUCAUCUGUGGAGACCUAGAAGGUGGAGAGGGAGGAGACAGUAGCUAAGGAUCCAGGAAUAAGAGAAAAUGGUCUAAAGCCUUCUAAUCAUUUUUAUGUGGCUAUUCAUCAUUCCUGAAAGAGAAAUUUAAAGAAGAGAAACAAAGAAAUGGCUGAUUCUCCAGUAAACAUGUCCCAGGACCACUAGCCGACUAUUCAUUCUCCUUCAAAGAGAAAAUCAAAGAAGAGACACAGAAAGAAAUGGCUGAUUCUCCAGUAAACAUGUCCAAGCGUCUGUUAACAUUUCGAGAUGUGGCUGUGGACUUCUCCCAGAAGGAGUGGGAAUGCCUGGACUCUGCUCAGAGGACUUUGUACAUUGAUGUGAUGGUGGAGAAUUAUGCCAACCUGGUGUUUGUGGAGAAAUAUUCUGUACGUGAUACUGUCCAUCAACAUGUGAGGACUGAAAAGGAGUCUCGUCAGUGUAAUGAGCUUGGUGAAAUGCUUCAUGAGCCCUCCAACUGUGCACUUUAUAAAAGAAGUGACACUACAGAAACCUCGAACAACUACAGAUGCUGUAAUGAGAAGGAUGCCUCUGUUGACUCAUCAAACGCAGAUAGACACAAAAGUAUGCACACUGGAGAAGACUCUUGCCAAUCUAAAGACUGUGAGAAAUCAUCCAGUUUGUCUUCCAACAUUGCUCAAGAUCAGAGAACAAACAGUGCAAACAAAGGACAGAGACAGGAAAAACAUGGUGACCACUUCAGCUCUACACACAGUCUCAUGCAACAAACAAUCUACAUUAGAGAGAAAAGAUACCAGUGUGGGCAGUGCCAGAGAUGCUUCAGUACCUCUGCAAACCUCACUAUACAUCAGAGGAUUCAUACUGGUGAGAAACCCUACAAGUGCAACUUUUGUGACAAAUCCUUUGCCCAGUGUACAACUCUUAAAACACACCAACGUCUUCAUACUGGAGAGAAACCUUACAAAUGCAAAGAAUGUGGAAAAUCAUUUCCUCAGUUGUCAGCACUUAAAAGCCAUCAGAAAAUGCAUACUGGAGAAAAGCCUUACAAAUGUAAGGAAUGUGACAGAUUCUUUGCCCACUGUUCCAGUUUCAGGAGACAUCAGAAAACCCAUAGAGCUAAGAAACGUACUGGUCCAGAUUGUGGUAAAGACUUAUAUCAGCUUUCACACUUGAAAAGCCAUCAAAGACUCCAUACUGGAGAGAACCCUUACAAAUGCAGUGAGUGUGAUAGAUCCUUUACCCACUAUGAAUUAUUUAGAAUUCAUCAGAAAACUCAUUCUUCAGAAAAAGAUUAUGAAUGUGAAGAAUGUGGUAAGUCCUUUACUGAAUUAUUACAACUGAGAAGCCAUUACAAAAUCCAUUCUGAUGCAACACUUUACAAAUGUAGAGACUGUGACGAAUCCUUUACCCAGUACUCACAUCUUCAAAGACAUCAGACAAUUCAUACUGGAGAGAGACCUUACAAAUGUAAGGAUUGUGAAAAAUCCUUUCUUCAUAACUCACUUCUUAGAAGGCAUCAGAGUGUUCAUACUGGAGAGAAACCUUAUAGAUGUAAUGAAUGUGACAAAUCUUUUACUAGAAACUCUAUUCUUAGACAACAUCAGAAAAUUCAUACUAAAGAAAAGCCUUACAAAUGUGUAGAAUGUGACAAGUCCUUUACCCAGCUCACAUAUCUAAGAACACACCAAAGAGUUCAUACUAAAGAGAAACCUUACAAUUGUACAGUAUGUGACAAAUCAUUUACUACAGGUGCAACUCUUAGAAUACAUCAGAGAGUUCAUACUGGAGAAAGACCAUACAGAUGUACGGAAUGUGGCAAAUCUUUUCGUGAAAGUGCAACUCUUAGAACACAUAAGAAAAUUCAUACUGGAGAGAAACCUUACAAUUGUACUGUAUGUGACAAAUCUUUUAUCAGGUACUCACAUCUUCAAAGACAUCAGAGAGUUCAUACAGGAGAGAAACCUUACAAAUGUAUAGAAUGUGACAAAUCUUUUACUGAAUGCUUUCUUCUUAGAAAGCAUCAGAGAAUUCAUACUGGAGAGAAACCUUACAAAUGCAAAGACUGUGACAUAUCCUUUAUGUGUAUUUCAAAUCUUAGAAGACAUCAGAAAACUCAUACUGGAGAAAAACAUACUGUUGUAAAUAAUGUGACAUAACAUUUAUCUGGUGUUCCCUGCUUACAAAUCACAAGGGAAUAAGUAGUAGACUCACAAAGAUAGCAAGUUUGUGAAAUCCUGUAAUGAAGAUUGAAGUCUUUAAAAAUGUAACAAAGUUUAUAUUAAAAUAAAAUUCUGUAAAUGUAA
Messenger RNA from Mus pahari (shrew mouse), 2452 nucleotides. Its product is annotated as zinc finger protein 54-like. Lineage: Eukaryota; Metazoa; Chordata; Mammalia; Rodentia; Muridae. Gene Ontology annotation, biological process: regulation of transcription by RNA polymerase II. Gene Ontology annotation, molecular function: DNA-binding transcription factor activity; RNA polymerase II cis-regulatory region sequence-specific DNA binding. Bases 389 to 2305 code for a protein of 638 amino acids. The record is from RefSeq and is a predicted model, not a curated record. The transcript has 6 exons.